Messenger RNA from Monascus purpureus, 2991 nucleotides. Lineage: Eukaryota; Fungi; Ascomycota; Eurotiomycetes; Eurotiales; Aspergillaceae. The record is from the annotation of a GenBank genome assembly.
GUCGCUCUCAUCGCUCCUCUGCGGUCCGGGUCGUUACUCAUUAAGCUUUCGGCGGCGUUGUCUUCUGCAGAGCCAGUCAUACAAGCCCACAGCCAACCGGCUGUCGUUCGGUGUUUCCAGUGCCGAUCCUCGGCAUUUACACCGUCAUGCUCAUUAAUUAAUCCCUUCUCCACAGACUGGAAAGCUUCUGAGUCCGGAGUCCUAACACGGGUUUAUUAUUGUUCAAUUCUCCUGUCAUGCUCCCGUAGACUCGCUGGCUAGAUAUACCUAUCAGGAUGCCGCCGACUGGAGCAGCUCUCUGGCGCACACUGCGCGCACACCAAGUCUACGGUGCUAACACCAGUGUUGGGAAGACAGUCGUCUCAACUGCUCUAUGCAAUGCCUUUCAAAAGUCCCGGGGUCAGGCCGCUUUUCUAAAGCCCGUGUCGACAGGCCCACUGGACGAAGCUGAUGACCGGUCCGUCUGUCGAAUCCGCUGGAUGUUUUUUGUCUUCUCUUGCCAGUUCCAUGCCUAGGACUUAGCUUAACGGGUUCAAUUAUGCAGACAUAUUAAGCGUUUUGCACCUGGGGUCCGGACGAGAUGCCUAUACCAAUUUGACGAACCGGUCAGCCCGCAUAUUGCAGCCCAGCAAGGAACAGUUCCGCACGAUGAUGAGAUCUUGACCUCUGUGUACAGUACUCUGUCAGAUUGGGCCCAGGAUGGCAUCAAUUUCGGCAUCGUAGAAACAGCCGGUGGUGUGCAUUCUCCUGGUCCAAAUGGAAACUCUCAAGCGGACCUCUACCGGCCCCUGCGUUUGCCAAUUGUCCUGGUCGCAGAUUCUCGCCUGGGUGGUAUUUCGUCGUCCAUCUCCGCCUACGAAUCUCUCAUGCUCCGUGGCUAUGAUGUGCACUCGGUUUUGGUAUUCCGUGACAAUUAUUAUAAGAACCACGAAUAUCUAAGCGAUUAUUUUAGGAAGAAGAGCAUUCCGCUCGUGCCACUACCGCAGCCUCCGGUGAAACCCGCUGGGCAGGAUGCUGACUCUCUCGCACGAGACGAGGAGGCUUUGGUAGCAUAUUAUUCCAAGGUUGCGAAGGAGUCCGAUAUCUUGCAGCUCUUGGAUGAGCUAGCAGUUAAAAAUGCCGAGAGAAUUGACCGCUUGGAGUCUAUGGCUGAUCGUGCUCACGACAUGAUCUGGUAUCCGUUCACCCAGCAUCAUGACAUGAAAGCCAAGGACAUUACCGUCAUCGAUUCAGCAUAUGACGACUACUUCCAAACGUACCAGUCUAACAAUGAUAGUGCGGGAGAUGGCAAACUUCGUGCUACGUUUGAUGGCUCUGCAUCCUGGUGGACCCAAGGCCUAGGACACGGCAACCCUAACCUCUCCUUAUCUGCUGCAUAUGCAGCUGGACGGUAUGGACAUGUCAUGUUCGCGGGAACUAUUCAUGAACCAGCACUUAAACUGGCAGAAAUCCUACUGGAAAAGCUGGGAAAUCCUCGCUUCCAAAAGGUCUUCUACACGGAUAACGGAAGUACUGGAAUGGAAGUCGCUGUGAAGAUGGGUUUGAGAGCUGCGUGUCAGCGAUACGGAUGGGACGCGAGUAAAGAGGAAAUCAGUAUCCUAGGUCUUAAAGGCAGUUAUCAUGGCGACACUAUAGGAGUCAUGGAUUGCUCUGAACCGUCAACUUAUAACAAGAAAGUUGAAUGGUAUCGUGGGCGCGGGUACUGGUUCGAUUUCCCUAAAGUGAAGAUGACCCGGGGAACUUGGAAGAUCGAGGUUCCGGAGACUCUCAAAGUAUCACUAGGCCCAGAUCUCGAUUUCUCAUCGUUGAGUGCUAUCUUCAAUCUGGAGGAGAGACUUAGAUCGGAUGUUGGGAAACGGUACCAGGAUUACAUCAAGGACACAAUCCAAAAUGCUGUUCAGCAGCAAGGAAAGAAAUUCGGUGCUCUUAUUCUCGAGCCCAUCAUUUUAGGGGCCGGUGGGAUGUUCUUAUGCGAUCCCCUAUUCCAACGGUGCCUAAUUGAAGUCGUCCGCAACAACCCACAGCUAUUCUCGACUACCGCCAAAUCCCCUAGUGGAGGCAAGGACUCAUUUUGGUCCGGCCUGCCUGUCAUCUUCGAUGAGGUCUUCGUCGGUUUGUACCGUCUCGGACGUUUUACUGCCGCCUCAUUCCUCAACGUUGACGCAGAUAUCGCUGUUAACGCCAAAUUAUUAACGGGUGGACUAAUCCCUCUGUGCACGACAGUGGCCAGUAAUGAAAUCUUCGACGCCUUUUCUAGCCCGGAAAAGAGUGACGCCCUAUUACACGGACACAGUUACACGGCCCACGCAAUAGGAUGCACCGUUGCCGCGGACUCACUGCAGACCAUGAUGAGCCUGGAUGCGACCGGUUCCUGGGAUAAGUGCCGCGAGGAUUGGAGGGUGAGCGAAACUGGAAGCAGUAAUGAGAAGGGAACAGAGACGCUCCCGGAUAUCUGGAGUGUAUGGUCGCGCGAUUUUGUGCAUGAUCUUUCCCAUGCAAAAUCAGUAGAUGGUAUUUUUUCAAUAGGCACAGUUCUCAGUAUCUCGUUGCGAGACGAGAAGGGCGCCGGCUACACAUCCACUGCAGCAAAGGGUCUCCAAGAAUAUCUUUCAGUCGGAGCUAAGCAGUUUAACGUGCACUCCAGAGUCCUCGGCAAUGUGCUAUACUUGAUGGCUAGUACUACGUCAAAGUCCGAGUCCUUGCGGGCGUUGGAAGGACUGCUCCGCUCGGCUUUGUUGUAAGUUAGAUUGAUCCUUCGAUGUGAGCACUGGGAUCUAAUGUAUAUUGGCGUAUGCAUUCUGUUCUUUUGGUCUAGCUGAGCUGUAAAUACAUGUGGAUCACCGGAGAUAAAAGAAAAGGAUAUGAAAAAAAGUAUAUAGAUCAUGAGACAUGUUUUUCCGAUAAGGAGACAUGGGCAGCGGCAUUUUUCUUUCAUUCUUUCGUUUGCUCUUUUUCUCUUUUCUUUCUUUUUUUUUUUUUUUUUUCAAUUCA